Molecule: messenger RNA, 3046 nt
Organism: Vombatus ursinus (common wombat)
Lineage: Eukaryota; Metazoa; Chordata; Mammalia; Diprotodontia; Vombatidae
Gene: ENG
Product: endoglin
Exons: 15
Coding region: 382-2349 (655 amino acids)
Biological process (GO): vasculogenesis
Source: RefSeq, a predicted model, not a curated record
CCUCCCCAGGUCACUCCCCGGGCUGGGCUGCUCGGGAGCAGCUCACUCCAGAGAGUGCCCAGCCUGUGGUCAGCUACCCCAGCCAGCCCUGAGGACAGAGCUCUCUCUCUCCUUCUCUCUUUAACAACCUCUCUCCUCACAACCCCGCUGGGUUCACCCUCCCCUGCCCCCCCACACCAUCCCAUCCUUCCUGCCUCUUCCUCCAUCUUCUCCCCCCCACACUUCCCCCACCCUUGAUAAGGCUGGAGCAGGGAAGCUGCCGGACCCCUUGCCUCUGCCCCUUUGGUCACAAGGACAACCCACGCCAUCCAGCGAGGCCCCCGGCCACCUUACCUCUGGACACUGGAUAAGGUCCCGAGGACAGACAGACAGAGGAACAGCAUGGAGGGAGCCUUCUACAUCGCGAUGUUCCUGGCUGCUUCUGUCGUCAGCCUGGCAAGUCCUCUGGAGAAAGCUGACUGCACCCUGGAGCUCCCGGACUCUGAAACAGGAAAGGUGACAUACACCACAAAUCAGGUCUCCUGGGGUUGCUUGGGCCAGAAACCCCCCAACUCUACCCGGGAAGUCCAUGUCCUCAACCUGAGGUUUCCAAAGGAUUUCUCAGAAUUGAAGCUAACCAUUCAGGUCAGCAAGGGGAAUGUCCCACAGCCCCGAGAUGUCCAUGUCAUCCUCAAUGUCCAGGGUUACGUUAACCUCUUGCUGCAGGCCCCAGGAAUUCCAGUCAGCCUUUCCUUGGAUCCUACAAAGGUCUUCUUAAAAGAAGCGUAUGUCGACUACAGUGUCUUACCAGACUUCUCCAGAAAGGAAGAGCUCCUUAACUGGGCCCAGAGGACACAUGGCGACCUUACCUCCUAUGCAGAGAUGGAUGACCCCCAGAGCAUCAUCCUCCACGUGGGUCAAGCCCUAGCAUCUACAUUCCCAUGUGUCCCGGAGUCUAACUUCGACAUGGGCAACCACCUAACAUGGAAGGCCAUUGCACCAGGGGUCAGAGGCUGCCGCUUCAGCAAGGGGCUGGGCAAGAAAGUGGCUCACAUUCUGAAGGUCACACAGGGUUCCUCAAGCAGCCCUCAGACAGUGGAGGUGAAGAUGGACUUGAGCUGCCCUUCGGGGAAUCUGGCUCCCACACUGGAGACUGUGCUGAUCCUGCAGGGACCUCCCAAUGUCAAUUGGCUGAUUGACUCCAACCACAAUGUGCAGAUCGGGACCACAGGUGAAUACUCCUUCAAGAUCUUUCCUGACAAGAGCAUCCCUGGUUCCAUCCUCUCUGACACUAUCCAGGGACUACUUCAUGAGGCCCAGAGGAAGUUCAAUGCUAGCAUCAUCGCCUCCUACGUGGAGAUUCCACCUACCAGCCACAUUGCCCUAUGGGCCCCUAGUUGUGCUCCCAAGAUAGAAACCUCACCUUCUCCAGUGCUGACAACCCCACCCAUGAUGUCUUGUUAUUUGCCUCUGCUGAGUUCCCUGCUUUUGCCCCAGUGCUCCCCAGACAGCAUGACACUGGUGUUAAAGAAGGAAUUUAUCAUGGUCCUGAACUGUCAGAUCAACCAUCUCUCCUUCCGGGACCCCACUUGCCAGUCACAAGAGAAAGAUAACCAGCUAGUCUUGAGCAGUACCUUCUAUGGGUGUGGUAUGAAUGUGAAGAAAGGUGUCAUUUUAAACAACGAGGUGGCUGUAACCUUGGCCUCCAGCUCUGUUCCAAUUCUGAUAGAGGUUGAGUGUCUUAACACCAGUGCCUUCUCUGUCCACAUGGAUGCCUAUAGCAGCCAGCAAUUCCUUCGAACCUCCAGCACCAUUGAGCUGGGACAACGGGUCUAUGUACAGGUGAUAGUGACCCCAGCAAUUGAAGAGCUCACUGCACACCUGGACAGCUGCUCCCUGGACCUGGGGCCAGAGGCUGACCCUGUGGAACUAAUCCAUGACCAGAUGGCCAAGAGCCCCCGGGUGAACUUCCUGGCAGCAGACUCCAACAGGAUCCAAUUCAGCUUCCUUCUCCGGGGUCACAUGGUGCCCACACCGAUGGCCGCCACACUUAGCUGUAACGUAGGACUGACCCUCCAGAACAAACACGAGACCAAGACUCUCGUUAAGACCUCUAUGAAGUUAAACAUCAGCAAUCCCAUACCAACAACCCAAGGCCUGGGCAUGCCUGCUGUCCUGGGAAUCACAUUUGGAGCCUUCAUCAUUGGAGCCCUGCUCACUGCUGCCCUCUGGUACAUCUACUCCCAUACCCGUCCUCCAGGCAAAAGGCAGCCAGUGAUGGCCACAGGGCCAGCCUCCGAGAGCAGCAGCACCAACCACAGCAUUGGCAGCACUCAGAGCACGCCCUGCUCCACCAGCAGCAUGGCAUAACCCACCCUAACUCACCCCCACUGGCUCAGCUUGUACCAUCUUCAGCCUGAGAAGGCUCACUUGGCACCCUCUACCUGGACCAUGUCUCCAAAUUCCAGGAACCGUGCCUGCAUUUUUCUACACUCUGGACUUUUGAAGAGUCAUCCUGGGUCCAGCCUCUUUGGACCAAAGAUGGUUGAGGGGUGUGGGGGUGGAAGGUAAGGCCAGGGAGUCAUCAUGAGCCUGACACCCUCAGAGACAAACUACACCCCCUACACACACCCAAGAGCAGAAAUGGGUGUUGGCAGCGCCUUCAGGAGAGACUGGCACAGCUGAUAACCAGGAGUCUGGGCCCCAGACUCUUACACAUUCAAUGAAUGGUUGUGUCCACCCAAACCCCAGCCCUAAAGACAAUCCUGUCCCAGAGCUUGAUGAGUCACAGCUUCAGGUCAUGGACAGAACCUCUUCCUCCACCUCUCUCAAGAUGGGUCCCAUCUCAAAUCACCUUGAGUUCAUCACUGGGAAUCUGGGUUCCAAAAGACCACCUCUCAACCGGUCGUGAAGUUUCAGGGGUGAGAGGCAUACUUCCUGAGCUGUAUAUAUGCCUCACGGUAUUUCUAUGUUAUUGUAUAAAUGUAUGUUAUUUUAAUAUUGGUCCAGAGUUUUUUGAGCUCUGGAGAGUUUGCAGAUAAAAGGGAAUGAGUGAAUUUUAUACCAA